CCUUGUGGCCCACCCUGGCCAAGCCGCUUCCUUUUUGUCCGACAUCUUAGCGAGGAGGAGGCAGCCGCGAAGGCCUCCGAGCCUGCAUCAUGCCGCCCAAGGACGACAAGAAGAAGAAAGAUGCCGGCAAGUCUGCCAAAAAGGACAAGGACCCCGUGAACAAGUCGGGGGGCAAGGCCAAGAAGAAGAAGUGGUCCAAGGGGAAGGUUCGCGACAAGCUGAACAACCUGGUGCUGUUCGACAAAGCCACGUACGAGAAGCUGUGCAAGGAGGUGCCCAACUACAAGCUCAUCACCCCCGCCGUGGUCUCGGAGAGACUGAAGAUCCGCGGGUCCCUGGCCCGGGCGGCGCUGCAGGAGCUGCUCAGCAAAGGCCUCAUCAAGCUGGUGUCCAAACACAGAGCCCAGGUCAUCUACACCAGGAACACCAAAGGCGGUGAUGCCCCGGCCGGGGGUGAGGACGCGUGAAUCGGUCUGAUUUUUGUAAAUCUAAACAUUAAAUAUUGAAAAACAA
Tachyglossus aculeatus (Australian echidna) is the source of this 513-nucleotide messenger RNA. It is a transcript of the gene RPS25, whose product is annotated as ribosomal protein S25. NCBI's taxonomy places the organism in Eukaryota, Metazoa, Chordata, Mammalia, Monotremata, Tachyglossidae. Gene Ontology annotation, molecular function: structural constituent of ribosome. The record is from RefSeq and is a predicted model, not a curated record. Gene Ontology annotation, cellular component: cytosolic small ribosomal subunit. The transcript has 5 exons. The coding region runs from base 90 to 467 and encodes 125 amino acids.